UUAGGCUUAUUUCUGGGAUUCAAUCAUACAGGGACAAUUUCAGUUGACUACAGUUAAAGAUUCAUGUUCAUUGUACUUGAAUUUUGAUCGUAGAUCUAAGACGACCCGGCCCAACAAAAUUCUCCUACGAAGUUGAUAUUGUGGACUCUCUCUCAGCCGCCGACUCGCUAAGGAUUCAGCCCAUCGAAGUACAAUCUACAUUUAAGGACUAAAAGCAGUUUAAGAGAUUUUAGAGGCUUCGGAAUUUCCGCUACCAUAGAGGUCUAAAAUUGAAGGUUUCAGUCAUUGUAAGAUUGACGCAGGUUUGUGCUCACUGUCACCAAGUUUCCGCGCUUCCGCUCGGGCGAUCGCCUCUUUUCAAUAUUUAUUACGGAUUUACUUUUUACAAUGCGUUCGUUCUCUUCUAUUGCCGCGAGUUCGCUAAAACAUUUCAGUUAUAAGGGAAAUUUCGUAAGGGACUGGUCUGUUUUGAUGAAAAACCCAAAGCUGUUUUGUCUAGCCCAAUAAAAAAUUUGAUGAUGAAGCAGAUUUUUUUCGCGGAAAAUUCUCCAUUAAACUGAGGAGUCGAAUCACGCUGGGAUAGAAUUCCAGUUAACGAAAUUGUAAUGUACGCGUAGGCACACACGUAAAAAAUCAGUGCAUUAUAUCUAUAAUUUGGCAGCCUACUAACGGAUAUGAGGAAAACCCCAGUAAAAACAACACAUAUCUGAUCAUCGAGAGAAAACUCUGAAACAAGUCGCGUGAUUUUAUGUUUUACCCGAAGACGAGCUAUCUUGAUUCUGAGGGUGUAAGGAGAGCGACCCGUUUUUCAAUGAGACUUACAUUCGGUUCGUAUUAUUUUGUGACGUGAUACUAGGUGACAUACCAUGCAGUAUGUGACACACGAGAGUUGAUUGGCUGACGAUUGCGUGAUAUGCGUCUGAGUGGGGUGGGAACACAGUUACAUAAUUAUAGCUGGAGGUAUUCACGAAAGAGAAGUUCAGUGGGGCUGGGAGGGGAGUUUUCCCUGAAACCUCUGUGACCUAUGAGAUUCUUAUUUAUGGUCCCUCUACUUUUCAGUUCCUCGUCAAGCUGCCUUUGCAACUUACAUACCUCUAUGUUUUUCUAGGACAUGUAUAUUAACAGGCUUCCACAGGAGUGCCUUGAACGCCUCUCUUGUUCGCUAAAAUAUGGUCCAUCAGUUGACUGGGAAGCCCUCGCUUUAGAGGGAUUUCCAUCCAUUUAUUCUAACCGUCUAAAGUUGGCGAAAAUAGGGAGCAGUCCCCACCCCGCGUCGGGAUUACUUGAUGAUCUUUGUUGUCGAGGUGUAAGCGUGGAAACUCUUCUAGAGGCCCUGAAAGUGAUUGGAAAUGCACGAGCCGUUUUUGUCAUCCUUGAAGAAGUUCCAGAGUUAGGGAAAAACCGUAUGGAUCGUGAGACAUCACCUCCCCCAGGAAUCUUCUCUAUGCAGCCUGAAGAGAACUACGAUACCACGGAACAAACCGAAACAUUGCGACGUCCCGCCCAAGAAACAAAGAUCGAGAAUCAAACGCCUUCCAGUCACCCAGUGAGCAAUACUUCAUUGAUGGAUUUGAACUACGAUACCACGGAACAAACCGAAACAUUGCGACGUCCCGUCCAAGAAACAAGGAUCGGGAAUCGAACGCCCUCCCGCCACCCAGCGAACAAUACUUUAUUGAUGGAUUUGAUAGGCGCCAUCUUUCCGUGCUUUGGCCAUUUUAAUCGUUUUUAUGAAGAUAACUUGUUUUACAAACACGUACAAUCUUAAACUGGAAAAGGCUUGUCGAAAGUGUAGUCUUUUUUGGAUUAAAUUGCGAUAUCAAAUAACAGUAGAAAUUUUUGAGUUAGUGCUUAUGGGUGGCAACACCUUAACUUACCUUACCUGAGGUCAAAGCAAAGCUUUCAAUGUGUAGAGCCUUGUAGUGCUGCCGGAUUUGUUGUGUAUACUCCACACAUUCCCGGUUUGCGCAUCGUUGGAGAUGUAUAAAAAAAUUUAAAAUCUAGAAAUAGUGUUUGAAUUUAGCCUUAAAUAUCAACUCAAAUCAAGUCACGCUAGCUAUAAUAGAUCAUGCAACCAUGUGGAGAACGUUUUCUUAUAAUGUAGCAGCCUUAAUUAAUUUUUGGAAGGUUGAAUUAACUUGAAGUGUUUUUAAUUGUGUACACUCAGACUGUGUUAUUGAUAUGUUCUGUUGCAAAGGAACCUUGUGAUUUUUUUGUCAAAUAAAAACUGAUUACAUUAGUGCGA
Pocillopora damicornis (cauliflower coral) is the source of this 2245-nucleotide messenger RNA. RefSeq lists its product as uncharacterized. The record is from RefSeq and is a predicted model, not a curated record. NCBI's taxonomy places the organism in Eukaryota, Metazoa, Cnidaria, Anthozoa, Scleractinia, Pocilloporidae.